Messenger RNA from Caenorhabditis briggsae, 855 nucleotides. Bases 1 to 855 code for a protein of 284 amino acids. The record is from RefSeq and is a predicted model, not a curated record. Gene Ontology annotation, cellular component: nucleus. The transcript has 4 exons. Gene Ontology annotation, molecular function: protein binding; ubiquitin protein ligase activity. Lineage: Eukaryota; Metazoa; Nematoda; Chromadorea; Rhabditida; Rhabditidae. Gene Ontology annotation, biological process: protein ubiquitination.
AUGGAAGCGGAAAUCGAAGCGCUGUGCUCGAUUUGGGAUGGUGUCCACGUGGCAGAAGCGUCUGGAAAUAAUGAAGAACGUCAUCUGAAGCACAAAAUCAAAUCACUGGAGGACGAGAUGAUGUCGGCGUCGGUGGUGAUUGAGAUGACCAUUUUUAGCGGGUACCCAUCAGUUCCUCCCCGAGUGGUUCUCUCGAAUCCACGUGGCAUCGGCGAGCCGGAAUUCCAAGAGCUUCAGAGGCAAAUUCGGCGAAUUGUUGAAGAGAAUUCCGACGAAAUGCCGAUUAUCUGUGAAAUUUUUCAGCACUGCUGUGACUAUCUGGCUGAAAACCAGCACACCAACAUGGACUGUUCGAUAUGUCUUCUGUGUCUAUCCACGUCACCAAUCCAUGUGACCCAAUGCGAUCAUUUUAUGCAUGCCACGUGUUUCUGUCGGUACCUUCAGGAAUGCUCUGAUGGGUUUCAGAAGGAGAUUCAGGACGCACAGCCACAUAUGAAGGAAAAAGUGGUGACGAACAUCCUCUGUCCUGUGUGCCGUGAGCAACUAACCGACGCCAACACAAUUCACAACUAUCGUCAGAGUAUUGAAGAAAUGAAACGCCAAACAAAAAAGAAUCAGAAGACGUUGAGCGCCAAGAAGCGACGAAUCAGCACGACGACAGAAGACGUUCAGAAAACAAUGAAGACGUGGAAAGAGGAGCAACGUCGUCUGACGAAGAUUUUUGAGAAGCAGAAGAAGAAAGGAGGGAUUAUUGAUGUGGAGGAGGACAAGAAGCGCCGGGAAUUCUAUAUUGAAGUUGGGAAUUCGAAUUCCGAAAAUCCAGUGGACGAAGUUUUCGAGGAAGAAGACAAAUAA